Cydia splendana is the source of this 3108-nucleotide messenger RNA. RefSeq lists its product as uncharacterized. NCBI's taxonomy places the organism in Eukaryota, Metazoa, Arthropoda, Insecta, Lepidoptera, Tortricidae. The transcript has a single exon. The coding region runs from base 347 to 2746 and encodes 799 amino acids. The record is from RefSeq and is a predicted model, not a curated record.
GAUGCGUUUUAAGCAUGUGUGAGUGAUCGUGUUAAUGUAUGCAUGUAUGUGUCAAAAUCAGUCGCCAAUAAAUCUUCAAACAGUCCACACGUCUCUCUUUAAGAAAAAUCCCUACAUACAAAUAUCAACCUUAUUACAAAGAACAUUUGGUCGACAUCGAACCGGAGGAAGAACCAGAUAAGCGAAGUCCAGCCGGCCGGCGAGAACAAUAGAGGACCGCAUUCCUGAGCCUAUAGUUGCUAUCUGCAGUUGCGAAAUAAGGAAAUUAUGACAAAUUAAAUAAAGUGAAGAUUAUUAAGUUGUGUUAUCGUGUUGUUUACGUGAAUGGACAAGUAAAUACUGCAAUAUGAGUACUAACGAACAGUUAAUUCGUGUUUUGGAGGAUACAGCGGUAUUAUUGAAGAAAACUGAAACUAAUUUGAAGAAAUGUCCCAAACAACGUUUAACUAAAGGCUACUUAGAAUCUCGAGCACAGUGUAUCGACGCUUAUUGGAAAACAUUUACAUCGGCGCAUAAACAGCUGGUACAGAAUACUACAAUGCAGGAGCGCGGCGAGGUGCAGUACUUUCUUAAGGAAGAUUAUUAUAUCGUGGAGGAGUUAUACCUAUGUUUACAAGGUGAUAUCAAGGACGCGCUCGCUGUUGCCGCUCCCACACAUGUUCAAGGAACAAGUUCGCUGGAUAUCACGAUGUUUGAAGCUGUACAACAACAUGUCAAGUUACCUGCUAUUGUUUUACCUGUGUUUUCUAAUAACUAUGAAGAGUGGCCGACGUUUCACGAUUUAUUUACGUCGUUAGUACAUAACAACACGAGUCUUAGUAAGGUUCAGAAACUGCACUAUUUAAAGUCAAGUAUCGCCGGUGAAGCCGCUGCCUUAUUGAAGCAUGUUACGAUUACAGAACAAAAUUAUGAUUUAGCCUGGGAUACUUUAAAGCAAAGGUAUGGUAAUAAGAGGUUAAUUGUGAACUCCCUUUUGAAGAGAUUGUUUAAUCAAAAGAAGAUUACUACGCAAACAUCUAGUCAAAUAAAACAUAUACUCGACACUACGACGCAAUGUUUGAAUGAUUUACAAAAUCUUCAAGUGAAUAUAAACCAAUGGGAUCCGUUCAUAAUAUACCUGGUAGUGAAUCGACUCGACAACGAAACUCAUAAGGAUUGGGAGGAGCAUGCCUACAGUUUAAAUGCUGACCAGUUGCCCAAGUGGACUGAAUUAAAGAAGUAUCUCGAGUCGAAGUUUCGCACGUUAGAACUGGUUAACCCUGUCACUGCUACCGUACCUAAAGAAGCAAAAACACUUAAGGAAAAGUCUUACCACGUAUCAGCAUCAUCGAAGAGCUGUGUUUUAUGUAGGGAUGAACACACUUUAUGUCACUGUCAAGAGUUCACGAAAAUGUCACCUGUGGAGAGAAUUGAUUAUGUGAAGAAAACUAAGCUAUGUUUCAACUGUCUCCUGCCUGGACAUUCUGCAUCACGAUGUCGUCUUUCCUUUUCAUGUCGUAUAUGCAAGAAGAGGCAUCACACCAUGAUACACCAAGCGCAGAAUAAGGAGUCAGUGAAAACUCAAGCUCACCACAGUCAGCUGACACACCACGAAGAAGACCCGCAGAAUGAUGAAGAAGUAGAAGAGGUGGAAAUUUCGUGUAACUUUGCCUGCAAGAAAUCCAAAGGUCUGCUAGCAACAGCAAUGAUAUCUAUAAGGGACGACGAAGGUCACGUGACUCCCCUUCGUUGUUUAAUUGACCCAGGGUCAGAAUCAAGCUUUUUAAGUGAACGCGCAGCACAAGCUCUGCGAGUCAAGAGGUCACCUGUGAGAGGAAUUGUUACCGGUGUCGGCGACCUCCAGAUCAAGAUCAACAGCGUAGCACAUGUUCAAGUACUGUCAAAUCAAGAUGACAGUUUCCAGCUAGAUGUCAAGGCUUAUAUAAUGCCCUCAAGGCUCACAUCACAACUACCAUCAAGGAAGAUUAAGUAUGACCCACAAGCCUGGUCACACAUACAAGGACUCACUCUGGCUGAUCCUAAGUUCCACCAGCCAGGGCGAGUAGACAUGUUACUUGGUGUAAAAGUGUAUGCACAAAUACUAGAAGGAAAGGUUAAGAAAGGUCCACCUGGCACUCCAUGCGCUCAAGAAACAAGCCUAGGUUGGAUAAUAUUCGGAGAUGUAGAAGGCACAGCAGGCACUUUACAAGACACCAUAGUUGUGAUGCAUCAUCAGGUCGACGUAGACGACAUGUUAAAGGCAUUUUGGGAGAUAGACACUACAGAUACAAAGAAGAGUCUCACGAAAGAAGAAGAAAGGUGUGAAAUGAUUUACAAGGAGACGCAUACAAGAAACGAAGAAGGAAGAUACAUAGUAACGUUACCAUUCAAAAAAGAAGAACCACUAUCUCCCAAGGGACACACAAGAGACAUCGCCAUGCUGAGACUGAAACAACAAGAAAGAAGAUUCGAAAGGGAUCCUGAUCUUAAGAAUGAGUAUGUUAAAGCUAUAGAAGAAUACAUAAAUCUAAACUACAUUGAAGAAGUUCCUGAAGAAGAAGUUAACAAGGAGGCAGUAUACCUACCAUAUCACGCUGUGAUUAAAGAAGAAAAAGAAACUACAAAGACUAGAAUAGUCUUCAAUGCUUCUUCUAAAGGCUCUAAUGGCGUAUCCCUGAAUGACGAGCUCCUAGUCGGUCCUCAUCUACAGGAAGACAUGCGAAAUCUAGUCAUGAGAUGGCGUAUGCGACGUGUAGCCAUGAUAUAAGAUAUAAAGAAGAUGUACUUACAGAUUCUGAUGAGUCCGAAGGAUACUAAUUUCCAGAGGAUACUAUGGCGUAAAAAUACAAGCGAUCCUGUCAAAGACUAUAGACUGCUUCGCGUAACUUUUGGCACUGCUUCUGCGCCUUAUCUUGCUGUCAAGACGCUCCAACAAGUGGCAGAAGAUGAAGGCAAGGAAUACCCCCUUGCAUCGAAAACCAUAAAAGAAGAUUUUUUCAUGGAUGACCUGAUGACCGGGUCAGACACCGUGCAAGUGGCUGUAGAUGUUGCCAAGCAGAUCACUGAAAUAUUGAAGAAGGGAGGGUUUGCUCUCCAAAAAUGGGCUUCCAAUAGCACUGACUUCCUUAA